UGACAGUGAAGACUCCAAGUUUGCUUGGUCGGAGCUCCCUCUCGUCAGAUUAUUAAGGAUGAAAGUAGAAAACUUUCGUCUCGAUUUGUUCAUCUUCUACGACGAGUGUUUCUCCUGAUUCGAUACACGCACGCCCUAAUCAAACUAUACCUUAUUGUAUGCUUUCGAGUUUCACUCUGUCUCUCGAUGACGCGCUUCAUCUUCUCCAACGUUUCCUUACCUCCUCAAACCAGAUCAAACAGAUCCACUCUGUUCUGCUCAUCACCAACGCAUUGCUCCCUUCUAGCCGGAAGACCAAGUUCGUCUACAACACUCUCAUCCGAUCCCAUCUCACCACAGGACAUUACAACACUUCUCUGUCUCUCUUCAACCACAUGCUUGCAAACCAAGUCAAACCCAUCAACCUCACUUUCCCUUCCCUCAUAAAAGCAGCUUCCUCUUCCUUCUCCGUCUCCUACGGCGUUUCCUUACACUCCCAAGCUCUCAGACGCGGCGUUCUACGUGACCCGUUCGUGCCGACUUCCUUCGUUCAGUUCUACGGCCAAGUAGGUGAUCCUCGAAGCUCGAGGAAGAUGUUCGACGAGAUCUUGGAUCCUUGCGUUGUUGCUUGCAACACUAUGCUCGAUGCUUGCGGAAGAAACGGAGAGAUGGACUCUGCUUUCGAGCUGUUUCGGAGAAUGCCUGUGACCGAUGUGGUCUCUUGGACUACUGUUAUCAACGGGUUUGGUAAGAACGGUUCUCACUCCGAAGCUGUAAUGCUUUUUAGGGAGAUGAUAAGUUUAGUAACCCCCAACGAAGCUACUUUGGUUAGUGUGCUUUCUUCCUGUGCUAAUUUAGAUCAAGGAGGUGGUGUUCAUUUAGGGAAGCAGAUUCAUUGUUAUGUUAUGAGGAAAGAGAUCAUCGUAACUGCUACGUUAGGGACCGCUUUGCUUGAUAUGUAUGGGAAAGGGGGUGACUUGGAGACGGCGUUGAUCGUUUUCAAUAAGAUUUACGACAAAAAGGUUUGCGCUUGGAACGCGAUGAUCUCAGCUCUUGCCUCCAAUGGUAGACCUGAGAGAGCGUUAGAGAUGUUUGAGACGAUGAAAUCAAGGAACGUGAAUCCGAAUGGGAUCACUUUGCUUGCGGUGCUCACGGCCUGUGCUCGAUCUAAACUUGUGGAGUUAGGUAUCGAGCUGUUCACUUCCGUAUGUAGCGAGUACAAGAUCACUCCAACGUCAGAGCAUUAUGGUUGCAUGGUUGAUCUCAUCGGAAGAGCUGGACUAUUGGUUGACGCUGUGAAUUUCGUAAAGAGUUUGCAGUUGGGGGCUGAUGCUUCUGUUCUUGGUGCUCUUUUGGGUGCUUGCAAGAUUCACGAGGAUGCUGAAUUGGGGGAUAAAGUAGGGAAACAGCUUAUUGGAAUGCAGCCAGAGCACUGUGGUCAGUACGUGGCGUUGUCGACACUAAAGGCUUUGGGUAACAAUUGGGCAGAAGCAGAGGAGAUGAGGAAGGUCAUGGUAGAAGCUGGAAUACGGAAAAUCCCUGCAUAUAGUGUCUUGUCUUGAGAAAAAAAUGUUUCAUACAAGAGUUACUGUGUAAUCUCUGUUCGGGUCAGUACAUGCUGUGUCAGUAAAUGUGAUAGGUUUCACUUCUGUUUCUGUGAAACUCUUGCUUCGCUAAGUUCAUUAUUAUGGAGUGCUUGUACUGACCUGGGAUAUAACUUACAUCCUAGUACACCAGUUUCUUAUUUCACGAGCCAACAGUAUUGUUGUAA
This is a messenger RNA of Raphanus sativus (radish), 1750 nucleotides long. Its product is annotated as putative pentatricopeptide repeat-containing protein At1g10330. Gene Ontology annotation, molecular function: RNA binding; protein binding. The record is from RefSeq and is a predicted model, not a curated record. NCBI's taxonomy places the organism in Eukaryota, Viridiplantae, Streptophyta, Magnoliopsida, Brassicales, Brassicaceae. The transcript is spliced from 2 exons. Gene Ontology annotation, biological process: RNA modification. Bases 159 to 1541 code for a protein of 460 amino acids.